Molecule: messenger RNA, 1635 nt
Organism: Haliotis rufescens (red abalone)
Lineage: Eukaryota; Metazoa; Mollusca; Gastropoda; Lepetellida; Haliotidae
Product: D-beta-hydroxybutyrate dehydrogenase-like
Exons: 9
Coding region: 312-1103 (263 amino acids)
Molecular function (GO): 3-hydroxybutyrate dehydrogenase activity
Source: RefSeq, a predicted model, not a curated record
CUAACCCUCAACAGCACACUAAUGUUGAAAAGCCUCAGCAAGUCUACUUUCGACCCCUGCUACAAUCCGUUUAUCACCAACUGGGUCAAACACAUAUUCGCUGCUUGGAUUACACGUAUAGGACAGUUUGUCUGGAUACGACCUACUUUCCUGGACCGAAACACAACACGGACUGUGUAAAAUAAUAUCAAGACCAUCCGCUCCGGCUUGGUGGAUCGCAAUUCCCAUCCUCACCAGUGGCCGCAUUCUAUUAUGGUGGAGCUCCCGUAGAUAUAUAUAGCCGUGCUUCAAAGUUAUCUAUAGACAGCAGCAUGCCAGGUUCUCUGAAAGGUCUUGUUGCCUUGGUAACAGGUGCAACAAGUGGCAUAGGCCUGGGCAUCGCGCACAGUCUGGCCAGGAGGGGUUGCAGCAUCGUCGUGAAUGGACUUGGGGAUGCGAAGCUGUUCGCGGAAAUCAAGGAGGACUUUGUGAAGCAACACGGGGUUGACACACAUUUUUCAGGGGAGAAUCUCGCGAAGCUGAGCGAGAUACAGAAACUACACGGCGAUGUCAUUAAACUCUACCCUAGGGGAGUGGACAUACUGGUAAAUAACGCAGGGUUCCAGCAUGUGUGCCCUGUUGAGAGUUUCCCGACAGAGAAGUGGGAUUCCAUGAUAGCGGUGAUGCUGACAGCUCCGUUCCACCUGACUCAGAUGUUCCUGCCGCACAUGAGAACCAAAGGAUGGGGGCGCAUCAUCAACAUGUCUUCGUGCCAUGGUCACGUGGCUUCAGCCAACAAAUCAGCGUACGUCUCCGCAAAACAUGGCAUCAUAGGACUUACUAAGACGGUUGCCAUAGAGACGGCUGGUUCCGGCGUCACAUGUAACGCCAUUUGUCCUGGUUAUGUUGAAACACCGUUGUUUAUAAAGCAGGCUGAGGAUAGAUCUCGAGACCAGGGAAUCACAUUAGAACAAGCAAAGGCUCAAAUUGUCAGCGUACAUGCUUCCGGACAGCCUGUCAAGCUGGAACAUAUCGGUGAAAUGGCAGCGUUUCUGUGUUCCCCCGCGGCUGACCAAAUGACCGGAGCUUCCCUCGUUGUGGACGGAGGAUGGACCGCGCAGUGAAUUGUCGUUGUCAUAGAAACUAUUUUGUUCACUCCACAUAGGAAUUCUCUGGGAAAAAGUUCUGUCUUCGAGUGGUUUAUGCGGAGAUUGGGCGGACAUGGUUUUAGUGAUGUGUGAAGAUCACAUGAAUACAAGAUGUUCGAAUUUUCUUGUCAAAAUCCAAAUGUCAGUGAGACAGUUUGAAAGUAGUUCCGGCAGUCAAUGAGAUAGACUGAAAGUAGUUCCGGCAGUCAAUGAGAUAGACUGAAAGUAGUUCCGGCAGUCAAUGAGGCAGACUGAAAGUAGUUCCGGCAGUCAAUGAGGUAGACUGAAAGUAGUUCCGGCAGUCAAUGAGAUAGACUGAAAGUAGUUCCGGUAGUCAAUGAGGUUGACUGAAAGUAGCUCCGGCAGUCAAUGAGAUAGACUGAAAGUAGUUCCGGCAGUCAGUGAGGCAGACUGAAAGUAGUUCCGGCAGUCAGUGAGGUAGACUGCAAGUAAUUCGGACUCAAAGUGUUAUUUUAAUUUUAAAUGUUCAAAUAAAUUUAGUAUUUCA